AUGGUACAGGGUGCCACCAACAACUUUGAAGGGGUCAUCAGGAGGGAACUGGGGACCAUCUUGAGCAUGAUGAACAGUACCUACUGGCGAACCUGGAAAGAUCCUGGGAGGAUCACCAAGACCACAAUGGCAGAGAUGAUGGACAUGUGUUGGCAGUCCCUGCCGUCGUCCACCAAUUACAUAGGCAUGAACUGCCUCUCAGUCCCAGCGUCUCUAACUGCCAGUUCUUUUGGAGAUGGCUGGAAACUAAAUCACGGAUGGACUGCUAUCAAACACGUCAAACGGUCUGCCAGGAUGCCUGACAUGGGAACCAUAGCAGACUUGAUCGAUGCCAACGCUUGGUAUUUGUUCACCUCCGCCUAUGCUCUCACAGAGCCUCAUGUGGAUCUUCCCGGCUGGCUCACUUAUGUUAAGUGUAUCACCGGCAGCAAGAUCUGGACCAUAUACCAGAAAAUGUUCGUGGACAUCGAGGAUGUCAUCUCCGCCACUCAUUUGCUCCUGUUGCAGGAGGUCAGGCUGUGA
Messenger RNA from Filobasidium floriforme, 522 nucleotides. RefSeq lists its product as uncharacterized. The coding region runs from base 1 to 522 and encodes 173 amino acids. The record is from RefSeq and is a predicted model, not a curated record. Lineage: Eukaryota; Fungi; Basidiomycota; Tremellomycetes; Filobasidiales; Filobasidiaceae. The transcript is spliced from 2 exons.